AUGGCGAGUCUCAGUUCUAAACUCCAGGAUUAUCUCUCCUCAUCGAAAUCUGGGAACAGCGCUUCAAAACCUACGGACAAUUCCUCAAACGACACGAAAAGUAAAAGUUCAUGGUUCGGCAGUAGCGACGACGUCGAAAUACCGAUCGAAGAUGAUGGCAACGGGUGGUUUAACGAAGCACAAAAGGAUCCGAUGUGUCCGUCGUUGAGUAAAAAGCAGCGUAUUAUAGGUUUCAUGGGUCUUUUACUUGCUGGUGUAUUUUGUUUUGUGGUAGCAGGAAUGUUUGCUCCAUUUAUAGUACUUAAAGCCAGAAAAUUUGCACUUCUUUAUACGCUUGGGAGUUUAUUUACAAUAAGUAG
Molecule: messenger RNA, 359 nt
Organism: Saccoglossus kowalevskii
Lineage: Eukaryota; Metazoa; Hemichordata; Enteropneusta; Harrimaniidae
Biological process (GO): vesicle-mediated transport
Cellular component (GO): membrane
Source: RefSeq, a predicted model, not a curated record